This is a messenger RNA of Pan troglodytes (chimpanzee), 5000 nucleotides long. It is a transcript of the gene ABCC12, whose product is annotated as ATP binding cassette subfamily C member 12. The record is from RefSeq and is a predicted model, not a curated record. NCBI's taxonomy places the organism in Eukaryota, Metazoa, Chordata, Mammalia, Primates, Hominidae. Gene Ontology annotation, biological process: transmembrane transport. Gene Ontology annotation, molecular function: ATP binding; ATP hydrolysis activity; ABC-type transporter activity. Bases 527 to 4627 code for a protein of 1366 amino acids. Gene Ontology annotation, cellular component: membrane. The transcript is spliced from 31 exons.
AGGUGUGGUGGGAGUGGCAGUUGAAUGGGGCAGUUGGAGAGGAGGACUUCAGGCGGGUGGGACAAGAGAAACUGAAUCUGAGAUCCUUGGGGAGAAGGAGGCCCUGGAGUCCUGGGCAGCAGAUGCCAGGCUCUGAGCCCCAUGACUGCUGACCCUCCUCCCCUCCUUCUCAUCCUCAGCCCAGGUAAAGCUUCAUUUCCAGCCCAGGGCUGCCAAAUUUAGCAAAGUGCCAUUCCAGCUGCAAUGCUUCCAAGCCGCCUCAGAUCAUCAAAACUUCACAUGCCCUGGGGAGCACUCAAGGAAAUUACCUUCUAGCACCAAUUUCCUAUGCGCGCUGAUUACUCAAACCUGGCCAGGGAGGCCUGACCUCCAGUGUUUGGCAUCUGGGACUCAGGAGCCCUUAAGACAAGCUGAUGACAUCUUGCUGCCAGGGUCCCUUACCAUUAGAAAAGGGAACCAAAAAAUAGAAGUUAUAGAGUGAAAGUGUCCCCAGGCCAAAAGCCCAGGGCUCCAGGCUGCCAUCAGGAUGGUGGGUGAAGGACCCUACCUUAUCUCAGAUCUGGACCAGCGAGGCCGGCGGAGAUCCUUUGCAGAGAGAUAUGACCCCAGCCUGAAGACCAUGAUCCCAGUGCGACCCUGUGCAAGGUUAGCACCCAACCCGGUGGAUGAUGCGGGGCUACUCUCCUUUGCCACAUUUUCCUGGCUCACGCCAGUGAUGGUGAAAGGCUACCGGCAAAGGCUGACCGUAGACACCCUGCCCCCAUUGUCGACAUAUGACUCAUCUGACACCAAUGCCAAAAGAUUUCGAGUCCUUUGGGAUGAAGAGGUAGAAAGGGUGGGUCCUGAGAAGGCCUCUCUGAGCCGCGUGGUGUGGAAAUUCCAGAGGACACGCGUGUUGAUGGACAUCGUGGCCAACAUCCUGUGCAUCAUCAUGGCAGCCAUAGGGCCGACAGUUCUCAUUCACCAAAUCCUCCAGCAGACUGAGAGGACCUCUGGGAAAGUCUGGGUUGGCAUUGGACUGUGCAUAGCCCUUUUUGCCACCGAGUUCACCAAAGUCUUCUUUUGGGCCCUUGCCUGGGCCAUCAACUACCGCACGGCCAUCCGGUUGAAGGUGGCACUCUCCACCUUGGUUUUUGAAAACCUAGUGUCCUUCAAGACAUUGACCCACAUCUCUGUUGGCGAGGUGCUCAAUAUACUGUCAAGUGAUAGCUAUUCCUUGUUUGAAGCUGCCUUGUUUUGUCCUUUGCCAGCCACCAUCCCGAUCCUAAUGGUCUUUUGUGCGGCGUACGCCUUUUUCAUUCUGGGGCCCACAGCUCUCAUCGGGAUAUCAGUGUAUGUCAUAUUCAUACCAGUCCAGAUGUUUAUGGCCAAGCUCAAUUCAGCCUUCCGAAGGUCAGCAAUUUUGGUGACAGACAAGCGAGUUCAGACAAUGAAUGAGUUUCUGACCUGCAUCAAGCUGAUCAAAAUGUAUGCCUGGGAGAAAUCUUUUACCAACACUAUCCAAGAUAUAAGAAGGAGGGAAAGAAAAUUACUGGAAAAAGCUGGAUUUGUCCAAAGUGGAAACUCUGCCCUGGCCCCCAUCGUGUCCACCAUAGCCAUCGUGCUGACAUUCUCCUGCCACAUCCUCCUGAGACGCAAACUCACCGCACCCGUGGCAUUUAGCGUGAUUGCCAUGUUUAAUGUAAUGAAGUUUCCCAUUGCAAUCUUGCCCUUCUCCAUCAAAGCAAUGGCUGAAGUGAAUGUCUCUCUAAGGAGAAUGAAGAAAAUUCUCAUAGAUAAAAGCCCCCCAUCUUACAUCACCCAACCAGAAGAUCCAGAUACUGUCUUGCUUUUAGCAAAUGCCACCUUGACAUGGGAGCAUGAAGCCAGCAGGAAAAGUACCCCAAAGAAAUUGCAGAACCAGAAAAGGCAUCUAUGCAAGAAACAGAGGUCAGAGGCAUACAGUGAGAGGAGUCCACCAGCCAAGGGAGCCACUGGCCCAGAGGAGCAAAGUGACAGCCUCAAAUCGGUUCUGCACAGCAUAAGCUUUGUGGUGAGAAAGGGGAAGAUCUUGGGAAUAUGUGGGAAUGUGGGAAGUGGAAAGAGCUCCCUCCUUGCAGCUCUCCUAGGACAGAUGCAGCUGCAGAAAGGGGUGGUGGCAGUCAAUGGAACUUUGGCCUACGUUUCACAGCAGGCAUGGAUCUUUCAUGGAAAUGUGAGAGAAAACAUACUCUUUGGAGAAAAGUAUGAUCACCAAAGGUAUCAGCACACAGUCCGCGUCUGUGGCCUCCAGAAGGACCUGAGCAACCUCCCCUAUGGAGACCUGACUGAGAUUGGGGAGCGGGGCCUCAACCUCUCUGGGGGGCAGAGGCAGAGGAUUAGCCUGGCCCGCGCCGUCUACUCCGACCGUCAGCUCUACCUGCUGGAUGACCCCCUGUCGGCCGUGGACGCCCACGUGGGGAAGCACGUCUUUGAGGAGUGCAUUAAGAAGACGCUCAGGGGAAAGACGAUCGUCCUGGUGACCCACCAGCUACAGUUCUUAGAGUCUUGUGAUGAAGUUAUUUUAUUAGAAGAUGGAGAGAUUUGUGAAAAGGGAACCCACAAGGAGUUAAUGGAGGAGAGAGGGCGCUAUGCAAAACUGAUUCACAACCUACGAGGAUUGCAGUUCAAGGAUCCUGAACACCUUUACAAUGCAGCAAUGGUGGAAGCCUUCAAGGAGAGCCCUGCUGAGAGAGAGGAAGAUGCUGUUUUGGCUCCAGGAAAUGAGAAAGAUGAAGGAAAAGAAUCUGAAACAGGCUCAGAAUUUGUAGACACAAAAGUUCCUGAGCACCAGCUCAUCCAGACUGAAUCCCCCCAGGAAGGAACCGUGACCUGGAAAACAUAUCACACGUACAUUAAGGCUUCUGGAGGGUACCUCCUUUCUCUCUUCACUGUGUUCCUCUUCCUCCUGAUGAUUGGCAGCGCCGCCUUCAGCAACUGGUGGCUGGGUCUCUGGUUGGACAAGGGCUCACGGAUGACCUGUGGGCCCCAGGGCAACAUGACCAUGUGUGAGGUCGGCGUGGUGCUGGCAGACAUCGGUCAGCAUGUGUACCAGUGGGUGUACACUGCAAGCAUGGUGUUCAUGCUGGUGUUUGGCGUCACCAAAGGCUUCGUCUUCACCAAGACCACACUGAUGGCAUCCUCCUCUCUGCAUGACAUGGUGUUUGAUAAGAUCUUAAAGAGCCCAAUGAGCUUCUUUGACACGACUCCCACUGGCAGGCUAAUGAACCGUUUUUCCAAGGAUAUGGACGAGCUGGAUGUGAGGCUGCCAUUUCACGCAGAGAACUUUCUGCAGCAGUUUUUUAUGGUGGUGUUUAUUCUCGUGAUCUUGGCUGCUGUGUUUCCUGCUGUCCUUUUAGUCGUGGCCAGCCUUGCUGUAGGCUUCUUCAUUCUGUUACGCAUUUUCCACAGAGGAGUCCAGGAGCUCAAGAAGGUGGAGAAUGUCAGCCGGUCACCCUGGUUCUCCCACAUCACCUCCUCCAUGCAGGGCCUGGGCAUCAUUCACGCCUAUGGCAAGAAGGAGAGCUGCAUCACCCAGUUUAAGACGCUAAACGAUGAAAACUCCAGUCACCUCCUCUACUUUAACUGUGCUCUCAGGUGGUUUGCGCUGAGAAUGGAUGUCCUCAUGAACAUCCUUACCUUCAUUGUGGCCUUGUUGGUGACCCUGAGUUUCUCCUCCAUCAGUACUUCAUCCAAAGGCCUGUCAUUGUCAUACAUCAUCCAGCUGAGCGGACUGCUCCAAGUGUGUGUGCGAACGGGAACAGAGACGCAAGCCAAAUUAACCUCCGUGGAGCUGCUCAGGGAAUACAUUUCGACCUGUGUUCCUGAAUGCACUCAUCCCCUCAAAGUGGGGACCUGUCCCAAGGACUGGCCCAGCCAUGGGGAGAUCACCUUCAGAGACUAUCAGAUGAGAUACAGAGACAACACCCCCCUUGUUCUCGACAGCCUGAACUUGAACAUACAAAGUGGGCAGACAGUCGGGAUUGUUGGAAGAACAGGUUCCGGAAAGUCAUCGUUAGGAAUGGCUUUGUUUCGUCUGGUGGAGCCAGCCAGUGGCACAAUCUUUAUUGAUGAGGUGGAUAUCUGCACUCUCAGCUUGGAAGACCUCAGAACCAAGCUGACUGUGAUCCCACAGGAUCCUGUCCUGUUUGUAGGUACAGUAAGGUACAACUUGGAUCCCUUUGGGAGUCACACCGACGAGAUGCUCUGGCAGGUUCUGGAGAGAACAUUCAUGAGAGACACAAUAAUGAAACUCCCAGAAAAAUUACAGGCAGAAGUCACAGAAAAUGGAGAAAACUUCUCAGUAGGGGAACGUCAGCUGCUUUGUGUGGCCCGAGCUCUUCUCCGUAAUUCAAAGAUCAUUCUCCUUGAUGAAGCCACCGCCUCUAUGGACUCCAAGACUGACACCCUGGUUCAGAACACCAUCAAAGAUGCCUUCAGGGGCUGCACUGUGCUGACCAUCGCCCACCGCCUCAACACAGUUCUCAACUGCGAUCACGUCCUGGUUAUGGAAAAUGGGAAGGUGAUUGAGUUUGACAAGCCUGAAGUCCUUGCAGAGAAGCCAGAUUCUGCAUUUGCGAUGUUACUAGCAGCAGAAGUCAGGUUGUAGAGGUCCUGGCGGCUGAUUCUAGAGGAGGAAGAGGCUCUGUGAGAUGAAUAGGAGGAGUCUUCAGGAGGAGGGGCUGUCCUCUCCGCAGGCAGCCCUGGUCUUCAGCCCCUCCCAUCCACGGAGUGAGCUGGGGCUGAAGUUGUCCCCACUGCCAUACUCAGUCCAUGUCACCCCACUUGGUGGGCUUGGGGUUGGUUCUGGGUGGUGAACCGAGGCAGACCCAGCUAAUGGAUUAAAAAACUGCCCUUCACCUCCCAAGUCCCCAAGGGUUCCUCAUGUGUUUUCACCAAAACCACCCCAGUGCCUGAGAUUGAAAAUAUUGUAACUUUCAGUUAGAAAUCAGCCACAAUAAACAACAUGGGAAAAUGCCUUA